Messenger RNA from Alligator mississippiensis (American alligator), 1073 nucleotides. It is a transcript of the gene RCE1, whose product is annotated as Ras converting CAAX endopeptidase 1. Gene Ontology annotation, molecular function: metalloendopeptidase activity. The transcript has 8 exons. Bases 1 to 954 code for a protein of 317 amino acids. NCBI's taxonomy places the organism in Eukaryota, Metazoa, Chordata, Crocodylia, Alligatoridae. Gene Ontology annotation, cellular component: endoplasmic reticulum membrane. The record is from RefSeq and is a predicted model, not a curated record. Gene Ontology annotation, biological process: CAAX-box protein processing.
AUGCCGGGGCCGGGGCCGGGCGGGCGCGGGGCCGGGGCCGGCGGUUCGGGUCCCGGGGCCGGGCCGGGCUGGGGCCCCUGCGCCGCCGCGCUGCUGGGCUGCCUCGGCCUGGCCUGCUGCUACGUGGGCAGCCUCUACGUGUGGCGCAGCCCGCUGCCCAGGGACCACCCGGCCGUGAUCAAGCGUCGCUUCACCAGCGUGCUGGUGGUCUCGGGGCUGUCCCCGCUCUUCGUCUGGCUCUGGAAGGAGCUGGCGGGCGUGAAGCCAGACGUCCCCCUGCUCGCCCUGCUGGGGCUCCGGCUGGAGGGCAUCGUGCCGGCCACCGUCCUGCCCCUGCUGCUCACCAUGGUCCUGUUCCUCGGACCCCUCACCCAGCUCUUGAUGGACGGCCCCUGGGACUGGCUGGCCGGGGUCAAGGUGGUGCUAGGGCCGCGGUGCUGGGCGCGGCGCGCGGGCGACGUGCGCUGGCUGCGCAACCAGGUGGUGGCGCCGCUGACGGAGGAGCUGGUCUUCCGCGCCUGCAUGCUGCCCGUGCUGCUGCCCUGCGCCGGCCCCGGCCCCGCCGUGCUCGCCUGCCCCCUCUUCUUCGGCGUCGCUCACUUUCACCACGUCAUCGAGCAGCUGCGCUUCCGCCAGGGCAGCGUGGGCAGCAUCUUUCUCUCAGCAGCGUUCCAGUUCUCCUACACAGCCGUCUUCGGGGCCUACACGGCCUUCAUCUUCCUCCGCACAGGGCACCUGGUGGGACCAGUGCUGUGUCACUCCUUCUGCAACUCCAUGGGCUUCCCGGCCCUGGGCGCGGCCCUGGAGCACCCGCAGCGCCUCCUGCUGGCCGCCUGCUACCUGCUGGGUGUGGCCCUGUUCCUGCUGCUGCUCCACCCCCUCACCAACCCCGCCUUUUUUGGCCACGCCCCCGUGUGCGCUCUGGCCGCCCCCAGCGUCUCCGUGUGCUCCUGACACCUGGGUCCCCGGCCCCCCUGCUGCCCCCCGGACCUGCACAGUGUUUUUAUAGUGCCCCGCUCUCGGGGGCUGAGAGAGAGUCUAUAUUUUUACGAUUAAAGGACUUUAUGCUGCUG